Molecule: messenger RNA, 2487 nt
Organism: Theobroma umbraticum
Lineage: Eukaryota; Viridiplantae; Streptophyta; Magnoliopsida; Malvales; Malvaceae
Product: 1-deoxy-D-xylulose-5-phosphate synthase 2, chloroplastic-like
Biological process (GO): terpenoid biosynthetic process
Molecular function (GO): 1-deoxy-D-xylulose-5-phosphate synthase activity
Source: RefSeq, a predicted model, not a curated record
CAGGAUCACUUCCAUCGUCCAAGCAUCUCCUUCUUUGAUCAAAGCCAUUACUUUCACUCAAACCAAUUGCAACCGCUAAGUCUGAUUAUAUCUGGCCUGUUUAGAGGAUAAUGGCUUCUUCCGUUCUCAGGACAGGUUUUCUUCCUCUGCUGCAGUCUUGGGAUGGAUGUAAUUCGAUUCCGAGCUUGCAUAAUUUUACUACUACUCAUCACAGAGGUGACCGCAAGUGUCAGUGCAAGAGAGUAGCGGCUGCCCAGCUGGGAACAGGAAAUGCAAGCGGUGACAGAAACGGCAUGGUGAAAAGAGGGCAGCCAACAAUACAUAAUGAACACUUGAACGGAUACCUUAAUUUCUCAGGAGAAAAGCCAUCCACUCCAGUUCUUGAUACCAUAAACCAUCCUAUUCAUAUGAAGAAUCUUUCCAUCGAGGAGCUUGGUAAGUUAGGUGAUGAGCUACGAGAAGAAGUAGUAUACACGGUGUCAAAGACGGGUGGGCACCUGAGUUCAAGCCUGGGGGUGGUUGAGCUAACAGUGGCACUUCACCAUGUAUUCAAUACUCCUGAGGAUAAAAUUAUUUGGGAUGUUGGGCAUCAGGCCUACCCGCAUAAGAUUUUAACCGGGAGAAGAUCAAGAAUGCGUACAAUUCGACAAACAUGGGGAUUAGCAGGGUUUCCAAAGAGGGAGGAGAGCAAACAUGAUGCCUUUGGAGCUGGCCAUAGUUCUACUAGCAUUUCCGCUGGCUUAGGGAUGGCAGUUGGAAGAGAUUUGUUGGGGAAGAACAAUCAUGUAAUUGCAGUAAUAGGUGAUGGAGCCAUGACUGCUGGAAUGGCAUAUGAAGCACUGAACAACGCCGGUUAUCUUGACACAAAUCUUAUCAUCAUCUUGAACGAUAAUGAGCAAGUCUCCUUGCCAACUGCCACGAUCGAUGGCCCUGCUCCUCCUGUUGGAGCUCUUAGUAAAGCUUUAACUAAGCUGCAUUCAAGCAGGGAAUUUCGUCAAUUUCGCGAAGCUGCAAAGGGCAUCACAAAGAAAAUAGGAGGGCAAACACAUGAAAUCGCUGCCAAACUUGAUUCCUAUAUGAGAGGAAUGGCCGGAGGUUCUGGGGCUAGCCUAUUUGAAGAACUAGGACUAUACUACAUUGGUCCAGUGGAUGGUCAUAAUGUAGAAGACCUUGUUGAUGUCUUAAAUAAAAUUAAGUCAAUUCCAGCCCCAGGGCCUGUUCUCAUUCAUGCCAUUACCAAGAAGGGAAAAGGCUAUGCUCCUGCUGAGAUAGCACCUGAUAAAAUGCAUGGCGUUGUGAAAUUUGAUCCCAAAUCUGGAAAACAAUUGAAGAGCAAGCCAGAAACGCUUUCAUAUACCCAAUACUUUGCAGAGUCUUUAAUAGCUGAAGCAGAGCAAGAUGAUAAAAUUGUAGGAAUUCAUGCUGCGAUGGGUGGAGGAACAGGACUUAAUUUAUUUCAAAAGCAGUUUCCAGAUAGAUGUUUUGAUGUCGGUAUAGCAGAACAACAUGCUGUCACUUUUGCUGCUGGUUUAGCUUGUGAAGGCCUUAAGCCUUUUUGUGCCAUUUACUCUUCGUUUCUACAAAGAGGGUUUGAUCAGGUUGCUCAUGAUGUAGAUCUUCAAAAGCUUCCAGUGAGAUUUGCAAUAGACAGGGCCGGCCUGGUGGGUGCAGAUGGACCAACCCAUUGCGGUGCCUUCGACACUACCUUUAUGGCAUGUUUGCCUAACAUGGUGGUUAUGGCCCCUUCAAAUGAGACUGAGCUGAUGCACAUGGUGGCCACAGCAGCAGCAAUUGAUGAUCGGCCUAGUUGCUUUAGGUACCCCAGAGGAAAUGGCAUUGGCUCCAUUCUCCCACCAAACAACAAAGGAACACCUCUGGAGGUUGGUAAGGGAAGAGUACUAAGAGAGGGAAGCAGGGUGGCUAUUUUGGGUUAUGGAAGCAUAGUGCAAAGUUGUAUGAAAGCGGCAGAGCUACUACACGUGCUUGGCAUCUCAGCAACAGUGGCCGAUGCUCGAUUCUGUAAACCUAUUGAUGGAGAUUUAGUAAGACAGCUAGCUCAGGAACAUGAGGUCUUGAUCACUGCCGAAGAAGGAUCUAUUGGAGGGUUCAGCACUCAUGUUUCUCAUUUCCUUGGCUUGAACGGAUUGCUAGAUGGAAAGCUUAAGUGGAGGCCUAUGAUGCUCCCUGACAGAUACAUUGACCACGGAUCUCAGAAGGAUCAGAUCGAAGAGGCAGGGCUCAGCUCAAAGCAUAUUGCAGCCACAGCUUUGUCACUGCUGGGGGAAUGCAGGGAGGGCUUUCAACUGCUCAACCUGUAUUAGUCUUUAUUUACCAAAACUCCUUUUAGCAAGUGAAUUCGUUGCUGGUUUUAGAUAGCAAGAAUGUAAUAUAGGCAUUCUACAUUGAAUAUAUACUUCAAUUUAGCAUAUCACGAUGGCAAAACCUGGUGUAAUUGACCCUUUUUAUCAAUGUAAUAUAUUUGGGGAA